This is a messenger RNA of Saccostrea cuccullata (small rock oyster), 4505 nucleotides long. RefSeq lists its product as uncharacterized. The record is from RefSeq and is a predicted model, not a curated record. The transcript has 23 exons. The coding region runs from base 266 to 3616 and encodes 1116 amino acids. Lineage: Eukaryota; Metazoa; Mollusca; Bivalvia; Ostreida; Ostreidae.
AACAAAACUAAUACUUUCCAUUUUAAAGCCAUUUAUCGAAAGAAAUAUAAAUAUCGGUAUUCGGAAUAUACAUAAAUCAAUUAAUUUACAAUCUACCAUCACAUAUAAUAGCUUGCGUGCGAUGGAUCCAUGCUCUGGAUGUUAAGUGCUUCUACUUUCAUUUUUGAUGUGGGUUGCUAAGUUACGUGUCAACUUUCGGUGGCGCUAAUAAACAAGAUGGCUGACGGAAAUAACAGUAUGAGUUGAGCCUCAACUUAUCACAAAAAUGGGGAACGCUCAAAGUGAAGAAGACAGGCUUUUCUUCUUCCAACAGAACAGUGAGCAACCCUUAAUAAAGAAACGUUAUCGAAAGCUUCCAGAGGAUCUGCCUGAGGGACUCAAAUUUGCUCAUCUCCACCCCAAAGUCGCUGCUCUGUAUGCGCAGAAAGAGCGCGAAAGUCAACGAGCAGCUGAAAAAGAUCCAUUUGGGGACGGUUUAGGAAGUAAAAGUUUGUUGCCAAAUAUUAACCAAGCAGUGACCCAUAUUAAAAAUAGACUUGACAGUGCAUUGUCUAAUGAUGAAGACUCUCAGAGAUUUUUAUUUGAGGACACUAAGGCUCAAGCCAUUUCGGUUCUGCAGCAGCUGGCCAAGUAUUUGUAUUUUUAUGAUGACAUAGCUAGUCAUGUGCCAAAAAGUUUGGAGUACCAGCUGAUGAGCAAUUGGAAAGACUUGACCAGUGAUGUAAUCAUUGUACCGCGGGAAUGGCAGACAACAGAAAUCCGCGACCAAUAUUAUAAUUCCCUACGAGAAGUCCAAAGCGACGACGACAGUGACAAUGAAAUUAAAGUUGGAAAGUCAUCUGAAAAAUUAGACUCAAAGUCCAAAACGAAGAAACUGAACAAGCUGCCUAUUCCCGACAUAAUUGAGGAUGAAUUUCGUCCAGAUAAACCUGCGAAUCGACGCUCUGAAAGCAGAAUGUCUACAGUAUCUAUAUCCAGAGGAAAGUUAGACGUCAAAGGGUUAAAGGGAGCACGGGAGCAUAGAGGAUCCAUUACAGGAGUUCGAUCACCAAGCAUGCGGAAGCAGACACAUGAUGACCUACUUUCCAGCUAUGGGGAAACCCCCUCUGAUCCCAGAUCCACUGCAAUGACCAACCCAUCCUUUGGACAGCAAGUCGUCAUCAAUUUUGCAAUAUCUUCCAAACUUUGUCAGGAAAAAGGUUGGAUCAUAGAGAAGGGAAAGCCAGAGGUGGAACCACAGAAGAUAUAUGAAAGCUGCAUUCAAAUCCUACGAGACUUCAUGAAAAAAAUAGAGACAGAACAGAAAGAGGACACGGAGAGAGGUCACGAUAAAGAGGUCACAGUACGUUACUAUGGCGAUUAUAAAAAAGAAGUCCUACUUAAGUACCGCAAAACUCCAGCUAAACCUCAAAUCAACCCCAUCUUCAAGACAGGUAAACCCAGAAUACCUCCACUGCACGAAGAGCGCAAUCAAGGGAAGAAACUCUUAGAGGCCACACAUCAGGAUGGUACCAGUGUUGUGUACUAUCCUUCAGGUAGAUCAGCCAUUGUUUACUGCUCAGCUGGGGCAGAGCUUGGUCGCCCCGGUUACUAUCUCCUUGCCUACGAUGAUACAAACGACCACAGGAUGCUGGCAUGUUUCACUCCGAGUGGAAGAGGGGUGUGCUACUCCGCCAACGGAAAUAUCAGGUUUUUGUCAACAGAAAAAGGAGGGCAUUUAUCAGAACCAGAUGGUACAAUAGUUAGAAAGUGGAAGUGGCCUGUAAAUAAUGUCAAACUGACCACACCAGUAAAUAUACAAUUGAACAGUAACCUGGUAUUUCGAUGUAAUGGACAAAGUUCAAUGUCUCUGAUGUUUAGUUGUCAGAAGGAGCUGGCUAGAUUUAGUGUCAAUCCUGUACCAGGGGCAGCAGAUUCCAAAGCAGGCGAUGAAAAUGAGCAGCUUCUGAUGACAUUUUCUUACUCCUCUAAGGCAGCUAGAGACAUGAUGAGGCUGUUUGCCCCCAAACAUAAACAUCGCUCUAAGAGGCAACCAGCCAGAAAGCAAAAGGGACAUUUAGCAGAGAUACAGAAGCUGUUAGUGGACUUCCCAGACAAGGCGCAGUAUGAGCUGGAAUCAGACAAGGAACUGGCCAGGCUUCAGAGGAAGGCCAGGAAUCUUGUUGACGAUUGGUUGGAACAUUACCGCUUAGCCAUCGGACUAAAGUCACCUCACAUGAUGAACGUCCGUGACUCUCCAGACUUUACCUCUCAAGCACGCAAUAUACAGUCUGCUAAAUUAACAGACAGCGGGCAGGCCGCCAGACUGAAACACCUCGGACUGGAGACUCUGGUAGAUCUAAAGAAACAGAGAACUCCCUCAGCACCUCUUGACCCCGUAGUCCAUGACAACCCUGUGUUUGUCACUCAGUGUUCUGGUAUGAAGGGAAGAUCGGACACUUCUAAAUCAUUUGAUAUGGAGACCUCUAAGUCCAAAAAAACUCCAAAGGGUGGGAACCAGAGCGCGGUCAAGUUUGACGACAGUCCUCAAGACCUGGAAGAUGAGGUGGAGACUGCCUCACCUACAGCAAUGGCCAUGUUUGAAAGGCUUUCACACUCUGCGGGUAAACGCUCGGCCAGAAGUAAUGCCUCCGCAGUGUCCAGCGCCCCCUUGUCUCGCCAGAACACUGCCACAUUCCGCUCGGAAACGUCAACCAAUCAGCAGUCCACCACCAAGAUUCCCUGUCCAAUAGCUCUCCGCCAGAGGAUUCUGGGAUUGGACCAGCCCAUGUGUCGCUGUAGCCGCCAUUAUAUUCCCCAGAUCAUGGACAUAGAAUACGACGAAUUUAUCCAGAUUGAGGCUCCAGAGAGUCAGCUUAUUGUUGUCGCAGUUAUUUCAUCAAUGUUUCCCCACACCAGUACGUCAGACCAGAUGAUAGAGGAGAUUUACCUAUCCCAGAACCGGAACCGAACCAAGCCUUGUGUCCAGAGCCGGACGGACUUGUUCAGGAUUUUCCAGUACGAUAUUAACACAGCAUCAGAGGGUUCCGAUCACACACAGCCUCUGUUACUGACCAGACAUAACGUAGUCCCCGGAAUGUUUCUGAUCUACUUGAAUGGAAAACUUUUAUUUUGUGAUCAUAUAUUUAACGGCUAUGGCAAUGCCAGGAAGGAUUUUAAGAAACAGUUGAUGAAAUCCAGAGUUCAAGCUCUGCAAGGGUUUUCUCUCCCUAAAGACUUCAAGUUUAGCCCCUCCAGAGGUCGGAGUGGGAUGAGGAGUGCUUGGGGAGGAGAGAUUGGAGGUACAGGGGUGGAUCAUUACGGAAAUCCGGGCACGUCAUAUGACUCCUCUCUAGUCCCAUUAUCUAGGUCACUCACGUCACUUACUGAUGACAAAAAAGAGGCUCCGAUUGAAUCUGUCAAGGAGAUAUACGUCAAAAUAGGACCAUUGCUAAAUAUGCAAUCUUUAAACAGGAAAAGAUUUCACCAUACUAAUAGACGACGGCAAAAACUAGCCUAUCGAAGUUCAGAAAGUAUAAUACUGACCAGGCACCGCCCUUAUGUCCCGUCUUACGUAGAACUACAGGGGUCAGAUGAUAAUCAGCUGGAUUCCGAUGAAGAGUUGAUACCAGUAUAGCCAUACCACUGGAAUUCCGAGAAUUCGAUCCUCGCAGAAAUCUAUCAGCUCCUGGCAGGAGAUUAAUUCAGGGCUGUGUCACAUGACAGACAUGUGACCUUAGAAGCUGAUGAACCUCUCAUUGUAUUGUCCUCUGAAUCAGAAAGUUGCAACCUUUCAUGCUUUGACAUAUUUUCUUGUCAAGAUUGUUAUGUUAAUAUGAUGUUGGAUUGCAAAUUGUAUGAAAUACUAAGGACAUAGGAUACUCAAAAAAAAAGUGUCAGAGAUAUCUGUAAUACAGUUAGCGCAUGCAUGUUUGAUAAUUUGCUAAAAUUAUUUUUAUCAGGAAAUUUUCCCUAUCAAGUCAGCUUUUUAAAAUUUCCCCCUAAUCUUCAUUGUAUACUUUUAUAUCUACAGUAUAAAUAUAUACAGUCAGUAUCUAUAAAAUUGAUAUCUUGAAUGUCAUUUUGAUGUGAAAAGUUCUUAUUCCCUUGUUCUUUAAGUAUUUUAUCUUUGAUGUCUCAAAGCCAUGGAUAUCCAAAAGUUUUUGCUUGGUCCCAUUUAGAUUGAAGUUAAAUAAGCUUGACAAUGUAUUGUGAUUCAAUGCAAAGACAUGAAAAAAAAAAUCCCUUAAAAGUAAUUUACAAAAACAUUAUGCAAAUUCAAUCUAAUUUUGCAUGCAGUAAAUAAGUUUGAAAUUAAAAACUACAAAUAAUCAAAUUUCACUUUCUCCAGAAUUUGGGUAUCCUAUGACAGAUGAUAAUUUAUUUAUUGUUGUGAUAUGCAUACAUUUUUAUGCCCCCCUUCGAAGAAGGGAGGGCAUAUUGCUUUGCUGCUGUCUGUCAGUUGGUCCACUUAGUUUCCGUUCAUUUUCUUCACAACCGUUGCACAUACUGAAACAAAAUUUGGU